GAGUGCUGCUUUACGGAAAGCCGGAUGUCAGCUCCGGUAGAGGAACAUGUGCCAAAGUCUAGCGGUUACCAUUUAAACCUGUUUAUCUUUAAAAUGUUCUCGCGUUGUAUCUGUUAGUUUUCUUAUAUGUAAACUACGCGGAUUAAAAGUAGAUGUAGGCGUAUUUAAUGUAGGCGUAUUAAUACGUGAUGUUGAGCAGUUAGCGAUCUGAUAUAGAGAGCGUUUAGUUUGAGCAGCUGUCAGGAUUUCAGUAUAAACCUGAUAAACAUUUCAGCAAUGUUCUAUUUCAUCGGUCUUGGACUCGGCGACGCUAAAGACAUCACUGUAAAAGGGUUAGAAAUAAUCCAGAGAUGUAGUCGUGUUUAUCUAGAAGCCUACACGUCCAUACUGACUGUGGGGAAAGAAGCACUGGAGGAGUAUUAUGGGCGAGAGCUGAUUUUAGCAGACAGAGACAUGGUGGAACAGGAGGCAGAUGAGAUGCUUAAAGGUGCUGAUGUCAGUGAUGUAGCCUUUCUGGUGGUUGGAGAUCCGUUUGGAGCCACAACCCACAGUGAUCUGGUCCUGAGAGCAGUGAAUGCUGGGAUAGACUACAGAGUCAUCCAUAAUGCCUCGAUCCUGAACGCAGUGGGCUGCUGUGGGCUGCAGUUGUACAGUUUUGGUGAGACGGUGUCUAUCGUGUUCUGGACAGACAGCUGGAAACCGGAGAGCUUCUACGAUAAGAUCAAGAGGAACAGAGACAUGGGCAUGCACACGCUCUGCCUUCUGGAUAUCAAAGUGAAGGAGCAGUCCAUGGAGAACCUCAUGAGGGGUCGCAAGGUCUUUGAGCCACCAAGGUACAUGACGGUGGCUCAGGCGGCCAAGCAGCUUUUGGAGGUGGUUCAGAACCGCCGAGAACAUGCAGAGGAACCAGCCAUCACCGAGGACACAGUGUGUGUGGGACUGGCGCGAGUGGGGGCCGACGACCAGGCAGUUCGAGCUGGAUCUCUGCGUGAGAUGGCAGUGUGUGAUUUGGGAGCACCGCUGCACUCCAUGAUCAUCACGGGCCACCUGCACCCGCUCGAGGUGGACAUGCUGAGGCUCUUCAGCAGCCCAGAGGGUCUCAGCAGCCUAAAGAUGACUGACAGCUCCACCUACAUCUCCUGAGAAGCUGUGCAGAACUUUUAACCCUCCUGCUGUCUCACGUCUGGAGCUUCAAGGAAACCACAUGAAUUAUGUAUUUAUUUGGUAUAGCUCAAAAAAUAACCAUGCAAGCUGCAUUACAGAAUGGUGCUUUUGGGUUAAUUAAGUUUUCCUGUGCAGCCUUCGAGUGAAUUACAGAGGAGAAAAUUGUAAAAAGGUCACAGAGAAAAGAAAAAAGUUUCAUCUGGGACAAAUGAAUGCCUCAAUUUGUGAAAUGCUUCUGUGAUUCAACUGUAACUUUGGGCUUGUGAUGUGACUGUAUAAUGGGAAUUUUAAUGACACUGGGUUUUCAGAAGUCUCGAUCAAACACACUUUGCUCCGGUUUCUGGAUGUGAGCCUCACGCUUAAUGUCUUUCUCUCUACCAAAAUUUUUAAUUAAAUUUGAUUUUCAAAA
Messenger RNA from Tachysurus fulvidraco (yellow catfish), 1573 nucleotides. It is a transcript of the gene dph5, whose product is annotated as diphthamide biosynthesis 5. The record is from RefSeq and is a predicted model, not a curated record. Bases 277 to 1143 code for a protein of 288 amino acids. Gene Ontology annotation, molecular function: diphthine synthase activity. Gene Ontology annotation, biological process: protein histidyl modification to diphthamide. NCBI's taxonomy places the organism in Eukaryota, Metazoa, Chordata, Actinopteri, Siluriformes, Bagridae. The transcript has 7 exons.